UUGAGAAUGUGUGACAGAGGCGUGCAGAUGUUGAUCACCACCGUCGGGGCGUUCGCCGCGUUCUGUCUGAUGACCAUUGCGGUGGGAACGGACUACUGGUUGUAUUCCAGGGGCGUGUGCCGGGUAAAGACGGUGGGCGACAACGAUACGAUACGGAAGAACGAAGAGGUGAUGACCCAUUCUGGGUUGUGGCGGACCUGCUGCUUGGAGGGGACAUUUCGUGGCAUCUGUAAGAAGAUUGACCAUUUUCCACAGGAUGCCGAUUACGAGCAGGACGCAGCCGAGUACCUGCUGAGGGCUGUCAGGGCCUCCAGCAUCUUCCCCAUCAUGAGCGUGGGGCUGCUCUUCAUGGGGGGUCUGUGCGUCGCCGCCAGCGAGUUCUACAAGAGCCAGCACAACGUUAUCCUCAGCGCCGGAAUCUUCUUUGUGUCAGCUGGCCUCAGUAAUAUAAUCGGGAUCAUCGUGUACAUAUCGGCCAACUCUGGAGACCCGGGGCAGAGCGACUCCAAGAAGAGCUACUCCUACGGCUGGUCCUUCUACUUCGGGGCGCUGUCCUUCAUCAUGGCGGAGAUGGUGGGCGUGCUGGCGGUGCACAUGUUCAUCGAGAAGCACCGGCGCCAGCGCGCCAAGUCCCGCACCGAGCUGAUCAAGAAGCCGCUGUCGGCCUCGGCCUUCGCCGCCCGCAUCCCCAGCUACCGCUACCGCUUCCGCCGCCGCUCCUCCUGCCGCUCCAGCGAGCCCGCCUCGUCCCGCGACACCUCGCCCGUGGGGAAGGGCUUCACCGGCCCCGCCGGGGCCCCGCCUCCCCCGCCCUCCGCCACCGACAUCACCAUGUACACGCUGUCCCGGGAGAAGGCCCCCGCCGGGGGGCCGCUGCUCAACUCCGAGAGGGAGUUCCUCCAGGGCCACGACUCGGACCCGCCCGAUUUCAAGGAGGCCAUGCAGGGCAACGCCGCCAACAGGAGGACCACCCCCGUGUGA
Messenger RNA from Conger conger (European conger), 981 nucleotides. RefSeq names its product voltage-dependent calcium channel gamma-3 subunit-like. Gene Ontology annotation, biological process: transmission of nerve impulse; postsynaptic neurotransmitter receptor diffusion trapping; regulation of AMPA receptor activity. Gene Ontology annotation, molecular function: voltage-gated calcium channel activity; channel regulator activity. The coding region runs from base 7 to 981 and encodes 324 amino acids. NCBI's taxonomy places the organism in Eukaryota, Metazoa, Chordata, Actinopteri, Anguilliformes, Congridae. Gene Ontology annotation, cellular component: AMPA glutamate receptor complex; postsynaptic density membrane. The record is from RefSeq and is a predicted model, not a curated record. The transcript has 4 exons.